Molecule: messenger RNA, 1749 nt
Organism: Camellia sinensis
Lineage: Eukaryota; Viridiplantae; Streptophyta; Magnoliopsida; Ericales; Theaceae
Source: RefSeq, a predicted model, not a curated record
AUGGCAUGCUGCUGGCAAAUAACAAGCGCAACAGGCAACUUUCGAGGGACAUACUUUUCGCAACAAGCUUCCACUAGAAGAGUCGGAGAAAAGGUAUCCAUACCACAUAAUAAACCCUAUAUAUUCAUGAGAGGGAAUGGAAAAGGUAAGACGGCCAUUGAUUGGUCCCAGAGCUCUGAGGACAACAUUGAGUCUGCCACAUUCAAAGUUGAAGCUCCACACUUUGUAGCCUUUGGUAUUAGCUUCAAGAAUGAGGCUCCAACUGGGAUUGCAUACACUUCACAAAACCAGUCAGUGGCCGCCUAUGUUGGAGCAGACAUGGUUGCAUUCUACCAUUGUGCAUUCUAUAGUUCUCAUAACACUCUCUUUGAUCUCAAAGGCAGACAUUACUAUGAUAGCUGCUAUAUUCAGGGUUCUAUUGACUUCAUCUUUGGUCUUGCCCAAUCCAUCUUUCAUAGCUGUGAGAUAUUUGUGAUUGCCGACAGAAGGAUGGAGAUCCAUGGCUCCAUAACAGCCCAUAAAAGAGAGAGUGCAAAAGAGAACACUGGAUUUGUGUUUAUCAAAGGCCAAGUCUUUGGCAUUGGAGAUGUGUACUUGGGUAGAGCCAAAGGUGCCUAUUCCAGGGUCAUUUUUGCAAACACCUACAUUUCCAAGACUGUUGUUCCUCAAGGAUGGACUAAUUGGAGCUAUGCUGGUAGCACAGAAAAUCUACACCAUGCGGAGUAUAACUGCCAUGGACCGGGAUCCAAUUCAACAAACAGAGCUCCAUGGUCCAAACAACUCAGUGACAAAGAAGCUGCUCCUUUCCUAUCCAUAGAUUUCAUCAAUGGUAAGGAUUGGCUCCCUGCAUGGCUUUGAAUUCUCGCAUUAGCGAAAAAAUUAUUAGGAUUGACUUCAUGAUGUUUCAAAUAAAAUCACACAACAUAUUAGGCGAGUCAUUGACUGUCUCUCAAUUUCCUAGUAAAAUGGCUUAGUUUUGUUAUUCUCUGUGAAGUUUUUCUUUUAUGUCAUUAGUUGAGAAUACUGCAUAGACAAUACCACAUGAUAUUGCAGGACUGCUGAAUAAUUAAUCUUUUGUUCUACCAGUCAUUUUUUCUUCCUAGUAUGUGUGAAAAUGUGCAUGUAUUUGCAGUGUGCAAACAUGUGACCAGUUAAAGAUGUAGCUAAUACAUUGUUUAUGUACAUGUGAAGUAAAACUGGUGUGUAAAUUUUGUAGGUGUACUUGUAUGUAUGUUGAAUGUAUGUAAUCUCUGCAAUCAAGGCAGGGCUCAUUAGUUUGUACAUGUAUUUAUAUAUUUUUUGGUGUUUUAUAAGAAACUUAUCCACCAAAAUACUCUCAUAAAAAUGAAGUUAAUCAAAUAACCUCCUUGUACCUUAUUACUUUGCAAGUGUAAUAUGAUACACUCCUUUGUAAAUGAUACAAAGUAUCGAGUGUGGAAUUCAUAUUGUGUCUGUUAUUGAAUCUGUUUUGGCAUCUAAUUGUGUCUGUUAUUAAUUGUUUUGUUUGGAAUUUAGAUUGACCAACUAGGUGGAAUUCAGAAAAAAUAGGUGGAAUAAUUUUGGUAUGAAUCUGUCUGUUAAUUUUGGUAUGAAUUUAAUAAUAGGUGGAAUAAUCUGUAUGAAUCUGUCUGUUAUUAAAUGUUUAAGAAAGUUCUCGCCAAUAGUGAUGAAAAUAACAGAGAAAAGUAGUAUCCAGAACAGAAUUGAUAAAUGCUGACUGACUAAAACGAUUGAGUAAGCACUCCAUAA